GAGGACCCUUGUGACCGUGUCCUCCUCUCCCUCGUCUCCCUCCGAACUUACUCUCGGCUUGCAUCAAAGUGCUCCAUUUGACUGCCAAGCGUGACUGCGCGCCGUGAAAGAGCGUGGAAGUUGUGUCCGGGGAUGCGCGCGGCUCUCCAGCUGGUUUCCAAGGCUGAGUCUGCGGGCUGCCGUUCCUGGUGGUGACCCCACGAAUAGGACAGUACAAGUUCAGAGCGGCGCACACAGGUGUCCCCCGGUGGAAAUGGACCUCACGCGGACUCAAACUGGAAUCGUCUGAUUAAUUGAAAACAUUUUUGGGAACCGCACACGCUGAAAUAACUCAGCAUUGUUGGACCGCUACGAGGGACCGCUCAACAGCAGCUCAGCUUCCAGGACAUCCAGCACCAUCAGCAUCCAGCAGGGACUCGGCGCACGCUCACCCGCCACUUGUUGUACUCUGCGCGGCUGUCUUUUGGGACCAUGACGGCUGGCCCCUGGAGCUCAUCGAUGUGGCGCGCCACGUGGAUUUUAUUUCAACUCUUUGUCACGCAAUCCACAUUUGGUCAAGAUGAUGUGCCUCCGUACUUCAAAACGGAACCGGUGCGAAGUCAGCUGCACUUGGAGCGCAACCGGCUGGUGCUGACCUGCAUGGCCGAGGGCAGCUGGCCUCUGGAGUUCAAGUGGAUCCACAACAGCACCGAGCUGACCCGCUUCUCUCUGGAGUACAGGUACUUGAUCCCGUCGCUGGACCGCUCCCAUGCAGGUUUCUACCGCUGCAUUGUCCGUAAUCGCGUGGGAGCACUGCUGCAGCGUCGGACUGAAGUGCAGGUGGCUUUCAUGGGCAGCUUCGAGGAGAGCGAGCGCGACCAGUCCGUCUCGCAGGGAGAGGGUGCUGUCAUCGCGGCUCCUCGCAUUCGCAGUUUCCCGCAACCGCAGGUCACGUGGUACAGGGACGGCCGCAAGAUCCCGCCCAGCAGUCGCAUUGCCAUAACACUGGAUAACACGCUGGUCAUCCUGUCCACGGUGGCGCCAGACGCCGGCCGCUACUACGUCCAGGCAGUCAACGAUAAGAACGGCGAGAACAAGACCAGUCAGCCCAUCACCCUCUCGGUGGAGAAUGUCGGAGGCCCGGCGGACCCCAUCGCACCCACCAUCGUCAUCCCGCCGCGGAACACCAGUGUCGUCACGGGAACAUCGGAAGUCACCAUGGAGUGUGUGGCCAACGCUAGGCCCCUCAUCAAGCUGAGCAUCACCUGGCGGAAGAACGGCGUUGCCGUGAGCAGCGGCCUGAGUGAUUUCAAUCGCCGACUGACCAUCCUCAGCCCCCUGGUGGCUGACGCCGGCUAUUACGAAUGUGAGGCCAUGCUGCGCAGCAGCAGUGUGCCGUCCGUCAGCGCUGGCGCAUACCUGCAUGUGCUCGAGCCGCCGCAGUUCAUCAAAGAGCCGGAGAAGCACAUCACGGCUGAGAUGGAGAAAGUGGUCGACAUUCCCUGUCAAGCGAGAGGUGUGCCCCAGCCAGAUAUCGUGUGGUACAAGGACGCCACGCCCAUCGAUCCGGUGAAAACGCCUCGGUACCGGGUGCUGACGGGCGGCAGCCUGCAGGUCAACGGCCUCCUGCCCGACGACACCGGCAUGUUCCAGUGCUUCGCCAGGAACGCGGCGGGCGAGGUCCAGACCAACACGUACCUCGCCGUCACCAGUAUCGCUCCCAACAUCACUGCCGGUCCCUCGGACAGCACCGUGAUCGACGGGAUGUCCGUCAUCCUGCACUGCGAGACUUCCGGCGCACCGAGACCAGCUAUCACCUGGCAAAAAGGAGAGCGUGUCCUGGCGAGCGGUUCGGUGCAGCUGCCUCGCUUCACCCUGCUGGAGUCAGGCAGCCUGCUCAUCUCGCCCUCGCACAUCUCCGACGCCGGCACCUACACCUGCAUGGCCAGUAACUCACGUGGCAUCGACGAGGCAUCCGCCGACCUCGUGGUCUGGGCGCGAACCCGGAUCACGACGCCCCCGCAGGACCAGAGCAUCAUCAAAGGCACCAAGGCUGCACUGACCUGCGGUGUCACACACGAUCCCAGCGUGAAUGUCAGGCACCUGUGGGAGAAAGAGGGCGUGGCCAUCAACGUGCACGCCAUGCCGCGCGUGCAGCAGGACACCGACGGCACGCUGCACAUCUCGCAGACGUGGUCGGGCGACAUCGGCACCUACACCUGCCACGUCACCUCGGUGGGUGGCAACGAUUCCCGCAGCGCCCACCUCCGUGUCAGGCAGCUGCCUCACGCGCCCGAGAACCCUGCAGCAGUGCUGAGCACGUCCGAGCGGCGUGCCAUCGACCUGACCUGGGCGAAGGCCUUCGACGGCAACAGCCCACUCAUGCGCUACAUCCUGGAGGUGUCUGAGAACAAUGCUCCCUGGGCGAUCCUGCUGGCCAGCAUCAAAUCCGAGUCGUCGGCGGUAACGGUUAGCGGCCUGAUUCCGGCGCGUUCCUACCAGUUCCGCCUGUGCGCCGUCAACGACGUGGGCAAGGGCCAGUUCAGCAAGGAGACAGAGCGCGUGUCGUUGCCAGAGGAGCCUCCUAGCGCUCCUCCGCAGAAUGUCAUCGCCAGCGGUCGGACCAACCAGUCCAUCAUGAUCCAGUGGCAGCCGCCACCCGAGAGCCAUCAAAACGGCAUCCUGCGCGGCUACACCGUACGGUACCGUCUGACGGGGCUGCCGGUGGACUACCAGAUCAAGAACAUCUCCAGCCCGGACGUGACCACGCUGCUGCUGGAGGACCUCAUCAUCUGGACCAACUAUGAGAUCGAGGUUGCCGCCUACAACGGGGCAGGCUUGGGCGCCUUCAGCCACAAGGUCACUGAGUGGACCCUACAAGGAGUGCCAACCAUCGCCCCGGGCAACGUGCAGGCGGAGGCAGUCAACUCCACGGCGAUCCGCUUUACGUGGACGGCGCCCAACCCGCAGUUCAUCAACGGCAUCAACCAAGGCUACAAGCUGCUCGCGUGGGAGCCCGGGAAUGAGCGCGAGGUGGCGGCGGUGACGGCGCGGCCCAACUUCCAGGACGGCGUGCACGUGGGCUACAUGACAGGCCUGAAAAAGUUCAGCGACUACUACACUUCCGCACUGUGCUUCACCACGCCGGGCGACGGACCCCGCAGUCCCCCAAAGCUUCUGAGGACGCACGAGGACACGCCGGGCGCUGUCGGCCACCUGAGCUUCACCGAGAUUCUCGACACGUCACUCAAAGUCAGCUGGAGUGAACCCAGCGAGAAGAACGGCAUUCUCACAGGCUACCGCAUCUCGUGGGAAGAGUUCAACCGCACUAACACACGGGUCACCCACUACUUGCCCAGCGUCACCCUGGAGUAUCGCGUCACUGGACUGACCGCGCUCACCACGUACACCAUCGAGGUGGCGGCCAUGACGUCCAAGGGACAAGGCCUGGUCUCGUCCUCCACCAUCUCCUCGGGCGUCCCGCCAGAGCUUCCUGGCCCGCCCACCAACAUCGCCAUCUCCAAUAUCGGCCCGCGCUCCGUCAGCCUGCUCUUCAAGCCGGGCUACGACGGCAAGACCUCCAUCUCCCGCUGGCAGGUGGAGGCCCAGGUGGGCGCUGUGGGAGACAAUGAGGACUGGGUGACGGUUCACCAGGUGUCCAACCUACCCGACGCACGCUCCCUGGAGGUUCCAGGUCUCAAUCCAUACACCUAUUACAGGUUCCGUAUGCGUCAGGUGAACAUCGUGGGCAGCAGCCCCCCGAGCCAACCCUCCAGGAAGAUCCAAACGCUUCCUGCCCCUCCGGAUGUCGCCCCCGCCAAUGUCACACUUCGCACUGCCAGCGAGACCAGCCUGUGGUUAAGAUGGAUGCCUCUGCCUGAGUGGGAGUAUAACGGCAACGCGGAGCAGGUGGGCUACAGGGUGCAGUACGCCAAGGCGGGUUCGUCGGGUCGCCCGCUCACCCAGGCUAUACCCGACCGCCUGGAGAGAGAGUUCACCAUAGAGGACCUGGAAGAGUGGACCGAGUACGAGGUGAGGGUGCAGGCCCGCAAUGGUAUCGGGCUUGGGCCCUGGAGCCAGCCAAUCAGAGGCCGAACCCGAGAGUCAGUGCCGUCCUGCGGGCCAACUAACGUGUCGGCCUUCGCCACCACUUCCAGCAAUGUCCUGGUGCGCUGGUCCGAAGUACCCGAGCCGGACCGGAACGGACUCAUUUUGGGCUACAAGGUGGUGUACAAAGAGAAGGACUCAGACAGCGGCGCCCGAUUCUGGACGGUGGAGGGCAACGCCACCCACAGUGUCCAGCUGGCGGGUCUGGGCAAAUACGUCCUGUACGAGAUCCAAGUCCUGGCGUUCACCCGCAUUGGAGACGGGCGGCCCAGCUCCCCGGCCAUUUUUAAAAGGACCCUGGAUGACGUGCCAGGACCACCAAUGGGCAUCCUGUUCCCUGAAGUGCGCACCACUUCAGUUCGCUUGAUUUGGCAGUCGCCCGCGCAGCCCAACGGGAUCAUCCUGGCGUACCAGAUCACGUACCACCUCAACUCCACCAACGGCAACACCGCCACCGUGGACGUGCUCAACCCCAGCGCCCGCCAGUACACAGUCACCGGCCUCAAACCCGAGUGUGUCUAUGUGUUCCGUAUCACGGCGCAGACGCGCAAGGGCUGGGGCAAGGCCGCCGAGGCACUGGUGGUCACAACCGAGAAACGAGCUCGACCGCAGCCCACCAGCCGCCCCGCCGUGCCUCAGAAGGAUGUGCGCGCCCGCCGCGUUCUCCUUUCGUGGGAGCCCGGCAGCGACGGCCUGUCGCCCGUGCGCUACUACACCGUGCAGCUGCGCCAGCUCCCCGACAACAACUGGACCGUGCACUCGGCCUCCGUCAACCACGACGCCACCUCCUACGUCGUCUCCAGGCUGAAGCCCUUCACGUCCUAUCAGUUCAGAGUGAAAGCCACCAACGACAUCGGAGACAGCGAGUACAGCGAGGAGAGCGACGCCAUCACCACUCUGCAGGAUGCACCAGACGAAGCACCUGUCAUCUUCUCGGUCACGCCCCACACAACUACGUCAGUGCUGAUUCGCUGGAAAGCUCCCCCCGAGGAGAGGAUCAACGGAAUCCUGCUGGGCUUCCGCAUUCGCUACCGGGAGCUGCUGUACGACCGUCUUCGAGGUUACUCCCUCCACGCCAUCAACAGCAUGUCAGCGUGGGCCGAGCUCACCGCCCCUUACAGCAUCCGCAAUCUGAGCGACGCCACUUUGACGCAGUUCGAGUUGGACAAGUUGAACAAGCACAAGCGCUACGAGAUCCGCAUGAGCGUGUACAAUGCCGUAGGCGAGGGGCCCACCAGCCCGCCGCAGGAGGUGUUCGUUGGAGAAGCAGUUCCCACAGCGCCCCCACAGAAUGUGGCCGUUCAGUCCUCCACCGCCACUCAGCUGGAUGUCAUGUGGGACCCGCCGCCAAUCAACGCUCAAAAUGGUGACAUCCAAGGCUACAAGGUCUACUUUUGGGAGUCCCACCGCAAGAACGAGACGGAGCGUCUGCGGACCCUGUUCAUGCCCGAAGGGGGCGUGAAGCUAAAGAACCUUACCGGCUACACCAGCUACAUGAUCAGCGUGGCCCCCUUCAACGCUGCCGGGGAUGGACCCCGCAGCCCCGCCAUCAGGGGGCGCACUCAGCAAGCAGCCCCCAGCGCCCCCAGCUUCAUCCACUUCAGCGAGCUCACCACCUCCUCUGUCAACGUGUCGUGGGGCGAGCCGGCCCUGCCCAACGGCAUCAUCGAAGGCUACCGUCUGGUCUACGAGCCCUGUACGCCCAUAGACGAGUCUUCCAUGGCCUGUGCCGACUGUCUCCACUCCCCCUCCUCCCCCCCAGGCGUCAGUCGGACUGUCAUGGUAGACGUGAAGGGCGGCAGUCCCCUCUGGCUCAAGCUCAAGGACUUGGCCGACGGCGUCACUUACAACUUCCGCAUCCGAGCCAAGACGUUCGUGUACGGGCCCGAGGUGGAGGCUAACAUCACCACUGGCCCCGGGGAAGGAGCCCCGGGACCCCCAGGGGACCCCUUUAUCACUCGCUACGGCUCAGCGCUGACCAUCCACUGGACCAGCGGGGACUCGGGUCGCGCUCCGAUUACACGCUACGUCAUCGAGGCUAGGCCUUCUGAUGAGGGCCUGUGGGACAUCCUGAUCAAGGACAUCCCCAAGGAAGUGACGUCGCACACGUUCAACAUGGACAUCCUGAAGCAGGGCGUCAGCUACGACUUCCGGGUGAUUGGCGUCAACGAUUACGGCUACGGCUCACCCAGCCUUCCCACUCCCUCCAUAUCCGCCCAAAAAGUGCCCCCCUUCUACGAGGAGUGGUGGUUCUUGGUGGUGGUGGCCCUCGUGGGGCUCAUCUUCAUCCUCCUGCUGGUCUUCAUCCUCAUCAUCCGAGGACAGAGCAAAAAGUAUGCAAAGAAGUCAGAAUCAGUGUCUCUGUAUGUGUGCGCAGGUAACAACGCCAACUGCAACGCGCUGACGCACGGCGACAUGGUGAGCCUGGACGAGGGCCGCUUCCCCGCCCUCGAGCUCAACAACCGCCGGCUGUCUGUCAAGAACUCUUUCUGCCGGAAGAACGGCGUCUACACCAGGUCUCCUCCCAGGCCGAGUCCAGGCAGUUUAAACUACUCGGACGAGGACAUGAGCACAAAGUACAACGACUUGAUCCCUGUGGAAAGCAGCAGCCUGACCGAGAAACCCUCCGAAAUCUCUGACUCGCAGGAGGCGCUGGUGUUUUCAUACGGAACAGGUGGUCUACAUACACUUCCACUGCAUUUGGGCAGCGACACUGAGUACGAGGUGGACGCCAACCGCCAGAAGACGCACUCCUUCGUCAACCACUACAUCAGCGACCCCACUUACUACAACUCAUGGCGUCGCCAGCAGAAGGGCAUCUCCCGAGCGCAGGCCUACAGCUACGCCGAGUCGGAGCCAGGCGAGCCGGAACACAACGCCGCACCGUCGCAACUGCCACCUCUGCCGCCCCUGCCCCCCCAACUCAGCUCGCCCAGCCCCCAACCCCAACCAAAGCCCCAGCAGGCGCAGGGACAGCCGCCCGGCCAGGGCAGCCUGUUCAGGCCCAAAGGCAGCCGGACUCCCACCCCGUCUCAGCAGAGCGCCAAUCCCCCCGGCCAGCACGCCGCCGUCUACAGGCCCCCAAGCAGCCUGGCCCCCGGCUCGCGGGCCCCCAUCGCAGGCUUCUCCUCCUUUGUGUGAGAAUUGCAGAAAAAGAACUAAGGAAA
Phycodurus eques (leafy seadragon) is the source of this 7253-nucleotide messenger RNA. RefSeq names its product sidekick cell adhesion molecule 2b (gene sdk2b). The record is from RefSeq and is a predicted model, not a curated record. The coding region runs from base 472 to 7227 and encodes 2251 amino acids. Gene Ontology annotation, molecular function: protein binding. The transcript has 46 exons. Lineage: Eukaryota; Metazoa; Chordata; Actinopteri; Syngnathiformes; Syngnathidae.